Anopheles moucheti is the source of this 3118-nucleotide messenger RNA. RefSeq lists its product as uncharacterized. The transcript has 4 exons. NCBI's taxonomy places the organism in Eukaryota, Metazoa, Arthropoda, Insecta, Diptera, Culicidae. The record is from RefSeq and is a predicted model, not a curated record. Bases 414 to 1880 code for a protein of 488 amino acids.
AUACGUACAGAUGUAAGUGUGCUCUGUGUUUUGUUGUUGUGUGCAGCGUGUUGUGGCUGCACGAAAAGGCACGAAGCGCUUCCCAUUUGGUGCAUCGCAAAAACACGUGCUUUUUACCGGCUGGCUUGGUUGGUGUUAGCUGCAGUGGAGAAGCAUUUUUGCGACGCAGAAGCUUUAGCCAAAGACACUCCGUCGGUCUGCUCUGGCCCCUAAAGGAAGGUUUUCUGCAGCAAAAGAAAAUCGAAAAAAAAAACACAAAAACCCGGCGCGUGUUUAUUAACGGCUGCGUAAACUGAGUGAGAACGAUUGGAGACAAACGUAUUGUGACAAACAAACAUUCGUCGCCAGUGCCGCCCAAGAGACGCGACUUUUCACGUUUAAAAACAGUAAAAUUUUAACGCUUUCGAUACAAGAUGAGUUCUACCACACCGCCCGUCCACGUGGUGGAAGCGAUACGGGCGUUCGUCGCCAAGAUGGGCAUCCGGGAGCCGCGUCUAACGGCGACCAGCGGUUCGCGCAACGGCGACAGCUAUUCCGGUGACGUUUACCGGAUCGUGAUCGCGCCCGGCAGCCGGGACAUCGAGGACUUUGAGAACAACAACAACAGCAACACGCACAGCAACCGAAUGCACAACGGUGCGAACGGUGCAACGAAAGGGCCGUCGGUCGACGCCAACGGGAAUGAGGAUGAGGAUGGCGACCAGCUGCAUGACGCAGGGCUUGUGUUUACCGAGGUGCCGAAGCCGAUCAGCGUCAUCGCGAAGGUAGCGCCAACGACCAGUUUGCGCCGUUCGCUGUACAACAGCUCCGCACACUUCCAGCGGGAAAAAUACGUGUUCGAUGUGGUGCUUCCGAUGUUUGCGCGUUUCCAGCAGGCGCGCGGUAUGCGCACGGCCAAAAGCUUCACACACUACCCGAGCGUGAUCGUGUCCGAGUGCUGCGAGGGCUUCGAGUACAUACUGCAGCGCGAUCUGACGGCGCAGGGCUAUCGCAACUUCCCGCGCACGGAACCGCUCGCGUACGAGGACGUGCUGCUGGUACUGACCCAUCUGGCCCAGUUCCAUGCGAUCUCGUUCGCGAUGCAGCAGCAGGCACCGGACGCGUACGCGCAGAUUGUGGGCCAGCUGCAGGAGACGAUCUUUGUGCCGCCGCUGCACAGCUCGUUCGUGGACUUUCUGCAGCGCAAGGUGGAUUAUGCGAUCGAGACGCUGCAGCGCAACCCGGAGACGGGCGAUGGGGCGGUGGCCGAACGGUUGUGCCGGUUUCGGGACGAGUACGGGCAGGCGAUGGUGGACUGCGUGCAGAACCGGGACGAUACCGUCAUCUGCCACGGGGACUGCUGGAUCAGCAACAUCCUUUACCGACCGAUGCCGACGCAGCGUAACGGUACCGACGAUGGACACAACAACAAUGGCUUCACCAACCACCAGCAUCACCACCAUCCGGCCGCCAAAGAGCUCAAGUUUCUCGACUGGCAGGUCGCACGUUGUGCCACGCCCGCCAUCGAUCUGUCCUACUUCAUCUUCUGCUGCACGGACAGCGAGCUGCGCGAACGUUUGCCCGAGCUGCUGCGCAAGUACCACAGCGCGCUGAUACGCCGCAUCGACGAGCUGGGCACGGUAAAUGGGCGCGAGCUGUUCCCGUUCGAGCGGCUCCAGAUGCACAUGAAGAAGUACGCCCGGUUCGGUUUCGGCAUGGCACUGAUGACGCUCCAUUCAACCUGCUGCGUGGAAAAGGACCUGCCGAAUGUGUCGGCCGCACUCGAAACAACCGAACUGGUCGACAUCGAUGAGCUCGCGAAGGACAUGCUGUACAAUCCGGCGUACAUCAAGCGAAUGUCGGGCGUUUGCCGGGAUAUGGUGCGGUUCGGGUACCUGUAGAGCGGUCUGGCCGAGGCUGGCCAUAUUGUGCCAAACAGUUGCGCAAAGGGAAGAAAAAUCACCAAACAAUGUGGAAAGGACGCGGUUUUUCCUUUUUUCGCAACAGAUGCGCUUCGAAGCCGGCGCACAUUUGAACAGUGUCAGCUGUUCAACUGCCUCCCGCUGAAUGGACAUUCAUUCGCGGGUCCCAUCUAGGGAUAGUUAAGGUAGUACUUAAGUGUAAUCGUAACCCAUUCACGUGUUUAUCCUAUGCAGUAUUCCGAGGGCGCUUCGACGUGCGCCAGUGUUGCGACCAGAGCAAAACAAACCAGAAAACAUUAACCAAGCCGCAACAGUAUUCGGCAUCAUGAUAGGCGGCCCCACACGGAAAGGGGUGCUGCAUUUUUCCGGUCCAGGUCAGGAACACCCCCCUUUUUCUGCCAGUAGACGUAUGCGGAACACACAAAAAAGAAGCUAAGCUAAGUUACCAGUAGGCAAGGCGCGCAACUAAAACUAAACAUUACGAAUCGUAAUUGAAAUUAUUUCACAAUCAUCACAUUUUAGUGAUUGGCACAAAGAUAUUAGGCAGCGUUUAGCAGUAAGAAACCGCCAGCCGGUGCCGUUUCGUUUUAAUACGUAUGUGUGUUUGUGUGUAUGUGCGUGUAUGUGUGUGUGUGAGUGCAUGUAUGUAUGUGGUUACAGGUUUCCCGUUUGUUGUGUUGCCCCAAACUCGACUCCACCCAAAGCAUGGGGUAGGAGGUACAUGGGGGUGAGCGAGCGGGGAAGAGGGUGGAAGGUUGUUUUUUAUUUUUGUUUUAUUCUAACGGAUGUCACUUCCCACACGACAAAACUGCCCCCGUGGACAGUGGAGUGAAGUGGACACAAACACAAAGGACUUCAAUGCUGCACACUCAACAAUCCGCCACAUUUCAAAUCAAACUGUCAAAAAAACAAAAUGACCGCACAUCAGCCGUGUUCAAAAUUCCAAAAAACAAAAAAAAAAAACAAACGCAUUUUGCACAAACAUGUGACGUUCCUUCAAGUAUAGCUUUACAAUCUGGGGAAAAACUUUUCUUUUUAUAGAUAUAUUUAUUCACAAAGAAAAACAAACAAGCAAAAAAGGCACAACUCAGGUAGUUUGUAGUGGUAAAUCGUUAAAUUUGAAUACUUAGGAACGCGGGGUACGCACGUUACGAAUCGUCUCGCAAUGAAAGUAGCUGCUUAUGUAAUAGAAAUAUUAAUAAAACCCUAUACACUAC